Molecule: messenger RNA, 423 nt
Organism: Triticum turgidum subsp. durum (durum wheat)
Lineage: Eukaryota; Viridiplantae; Streptophyta; Magnoliopsida; Poales; Poaceae
Source: the annotation of a GenBank genome assembly
AUGAAUGACAUGACUGCAGCAAUGAAUAUACGUUUACAUAUUUUAGAAAAGAUUACAAAUGGAUUCUCACCGGACUCGAUAAUUGGAAGGGGUGAGUAUGGAGACGUUUACAAGGGAGUCUACAAUGGUGAAGUGAUUGCUGUGAAGUUGCUUCAUAAUGAUCCGCAGCAAGUACUCGAUGACACACAAUUUAACAGCGAAGUCGGUAACCUUUUGAGGGUUGAGCAUCCAAAUAUUGUACGGUUGCGUGGUUAUUGUUAUGAAGCACAGUAUAAAUAUGUUGAACACAAUGGUGAGAAAGUUUUGUGUAAACAUAUGUAUAGAGUUCUCUGCUUUGAGUACUUACAGGGUGGAAGCCUAGACAAACAUCUUAAUGGUACAAUGGAACUUCACUUCAGUAUGGUCAUUAUUUUCUAUGCUUAA